GCUAGAAGCAAAACCUUGGAGUAACAUCCAAGCCAAAACCAUCACUUGCACAUCUCUCUCUUUUUAUUCUUUCUCCUGUCCAUUGUCCAUAAGAACACGACGAUCUCUUUCCUUCUUUCUAGUUCCUCAAUCUACUCUCUGCAUCUCAAUCCCAAUGUCGAUCUUCGAGUACAAUGGUAGUGCCCUAAUAGCUAUGGUGGGCAAGAACUGCUUCGCCAUAGCCAGUGAUCGCCGACUCGGUGUCCAGCUCCAAACUAUCGCCACGGAUUUCCAGAGAAUCUACAAAGUCCAUGAUAGGCUCUUCAUCGGUCUUUCUGGCCUAGCUACCGACGCUCAAACACUGUAUCAGAGGUUGGUUUUCCGCCAUAAAUUGUAUCAACUGCGAGAAGAGAGGGACAUGAAGCCUGAGACAUUUGCUAGUCUUGUCUCUGCUCUCCUCUAUGAGAAAAGGUUUGGUCCAUACUUUUGCCAACCUGUAAUUGCUGGAUUGAGUGAUGAAGACAAGCCUUUCAUUUGCACAAUGGAUUCAAUUGGUGCCAAGGAACUUGCAAAAGACUUUGUUGUUGCUGGAACAGCAUCAGAGUCACUUUAUGGUGCCUGUGAAGCAGUUUUCAAGCCUGACAUGGAACCUGAAGAAUUGUUUGAGACUGUAUCUCAAGCAUUGCUAUCAUCAGUAGAUCGGGACUGUUUGAGUGGUUGGGGAGGACACGUCUAUGUUGUUACUCCCACUGAAGUAAAAGAAAGAAUCUUAAAGGGAAGAAUGGAUUGACCUUUUUUCACAAAAGGAUCAAAGAGCUUCUAUCUGAAGAUUAGGCCCCACCAGUUUCCAAUAUUUUCCAACCUAUUGUUCUGUAACUUGGUGAAAGUACUGUUGAUAAGAUUUUCAACUUGUCUCUAUAUUAAGUUAUGGUGCAAAACUGAAUGCAACUUCUAGUUCCGAGUUUAAUUUGCUUGUUAUCUGGUUGGAACGAAGUUAGGCCUCUGAUAAGAUGUCACAGCUAUUAUUCAA
This is a messenger RNA of Manihot esculenta (cassava), 1009 nucleotides long. RefSeq names its product proteasome subunit beta type-3-A. Lineage: Eukaryota; Viridiplantae; Streptophyta; Magnoliopsida; Malpighiales; Euphorbiaceae. The coding region runs from base 155 to 769 and encodes 204 amino acids. The transcript is spliced from 7 exons. The record is from RefSeq and is a predicted model, not a curated record. Gene Ontology annotation, cellular component: proteasome core complex, beta-subunit complex; proteasome core complex. Gene Ontology annotation, biological process: proteasome-mediated ubiquitin-dependent protein catabolic process.